AUGGCCAACGAAGGACGCAUUGCUACCCUCGAUUCGACGGUUGCCGACAGGCUCCCGGUUUAUUCCAAGCUGCUCUUCGACGGCAAGGCCGCCAAGGGUCUUAGCUUUGAGACAAUCGCAAAGCAUCUUGACAGGAGCGAGGUUGCUUGUGCGGCCCUGUUCUACGGCCAAGCCACAGCCUCACCUGAGGAUAUUGACCGCCUCUCGGAGCUGUUGGAAAUCUCCAAGGAGACGUUGACAACCCAGAUGACAGGGUUCCCUAACCGUGGCCAGGCUGGUCCCAUGCCCCCGGUUGAGCCUCUCAUCUACCGGCUAUAUGAGAUUGUGCAGAACUACGGAUACGCCUACAAGGCAAUCUUGAAUGAGAAGUUUGGCGACGGAAUCAUGAGUGCCAUCUGCUUCUCUACCACCGUGGAUAAGGAGGUGGAUGAAGCCGGCUCUCCGUGGGUGGUUAUCACACUGAAGGGCAAAUGGCAAGUCCUCUCCUCCUCCCAACGUCAAACUCACACUAACCGUCUCAGGCUCCCUUUCAGUCGUUUCUAA
Fusarium keratoplasticum is the source of this 543-nucleotide messenger RNA. Its product is annotated as Cyanate hydratase. The record is from RefSeq and is a predicted model, not a curated record. Gene Ontology annotation, molecular function: DNA binding; cyanate hydratase activity. The transcript has 2 exons. Bases 1 to 543 code for a protein of 180 amino acids. NCBI's taxonomy places the organism in Eukaryota, Fungi, Ascomycota, Sordariomycetes, Hypocreales, Nectriaceae.